Messenger RNA from Andrographis paniculata, 2067 nucleotides. RefSeq names its product protein DETOXIFICATION 3-like. The transcript is spliced from 8 exons. Gene Ontology annotation, molecular function: magnesium ion binding; antiporter activity; inorganic diphosphate phosphatase activity. Lineage: Eukaryota; Viridiplantae; Streptophyta; Magnoliopsida; Lamiales; Acanthaceae. Gene Ontology annotation, biological process: xenobiotic detoxification by transmembrane export across the plasma membrane; phosphate-containing compound metabolic process. Gene Ontology annotation, cellular component: membrane; cytoplasm. The record is from RefSeq and is a predicted model, not a curated record. Bases 1 to 2067 code for a protein of 688 amino acids.
AUGGAAGAAAACUCUAAAUCCAGUAGUACACAACCACAAAGAACAAUAUGGAGUAUAGAUGGAAGAGAAUUUGUGGAAGAAGUAAAGAAGGCGAGUUAUAUAGCCGGACCGAUGGUGGCCGUCUCUCUUCUCCAAUAUCUGCUGCAACUUGUCUCGCUCAUUAUGGUUGGACAUCUCGGCCGCCUCCCGUUGGCCACCGUCGCUAUCGCCACGUCCUUAACCAACGUUACCGGUUUCAGCCUUCUCUCUGGAUUGGUGGGGGGCUUGGAAACGCUUUGCGGCCAAGCUUACGGGGCGAAGCAAUACUACAAGCUCGGGAUGUACACAUGGAGUGCCAUGUUAUCACUAGUUAUGGUUUGUGUCCCGGUGUGCGUUUUGUGGAUGUUCAUCGACAAAAUACUACUUAUAAUGAUGAGGCAAGAUCAAGAUAACGUAGUCUCGGUUGAAGCCAAGAAGUACUCGUUGUGGCUCAUCCCGGCGCUCUUUGCCGCUGCACUUUCCAAGCCUCUUGUGAGAUUAUUGCAAACUCAGAGUUUAGUAUUUCCGAUUCUGGCGUGCUCUUUGGUCGUGCUCUUGUGUCAUGUUCCCGCAAGCUGGGCUCUUGUGUUCAAGUGUGGUCUUGGAAGUAGCGGCGCAGCUGUAGCCGUAUGCGUAUCGAGUUGGUUAUACGUAAUCGUGCUCGCGAUUUAUGUCAAAUAUUCUAAGUCUUGUAGAAAUACUCGCUGGAAGUUAUCAGCUGAUGUCUUCUUGGGUAUGAAGCAGUUUCUUAGACUGGGAAUUCCUUCUGCAGCCAUGGUUUGCUUGAAAUGGUGGUGUAUGGAGAUACUUGUGUUGGUGUCUGCUCUUUUACCCAAUCCAACACUUGAGACCUCAGUCUUGUCAAUAUGCCUAACCAUUUCAACAUUACACUUCUCUGUUCCAUAUGGGCUUGGAGUUGCAGCGAGCACUCGAGUUUCAAAUGAGUUAGGGCGGCGAAACCCACAUAGAGCCUUGGUAGCAGUUUGCGCGAAUAUGUUUCUUGUUGUAACAGAAGCUAUUAUUGCAUGCAUUGUGCUCUUUUCUUGCCGCAAAGUCUUAGGUGCUGCCUACACUAACGAUCACAAAGUUGUCAACUACAUAGCUCUCAUGACACCAUUAAUUUGUAUUUCCACGGUAGCAGAUAGUCUGCAGGCAGUAAUUUCUGGAAUAGCUAGAGGCAGCGGGUGGCAACAUGUAGGAGCUUAUGUGAGCUUAGGGGCAUUUUACUUUGUGGGACUCCCUGUUGCUUUAAUAUUAGGGUUUGUUGCUCAUUUUAAGGCAAAAGGAUUUUGGAUUGGAAUUGUAGUUGGCUCAGCAUUGCAAUCUUUACUCCUUUUACUCAUAACAACCUUCACCAACUGGCAAAACAAGCAAGACAUGAAGAAGGGAAAACGUAGAUACUACCCAUACAACAUUAACUGGAACUAUGAAUUGCUUCCUCCAACAUGGGAAGAUCCUUCCGCAGCAAAUGUUGAGGUUGAGGGAGCAUUUGGAGACAAUGACUCAAUUGAUGUUUUCGAGAUUGGUGAUAACCAAGCUAAAAUUGGGCAAGUGUUGAGGCCACUUAGUAUAAAAGCCAUACUUGGUGCACAUGGUGUUUGGGAGAGUGUUGAAAAUGACUACACAGUACCGGAGAAUGAAGGAGCUCUCAAUCAAAAUGAGAGGAAUGAAUUAGAGAAGCUACGCAAGAAAGAUCAAUGUGCUCAUACAAUUAUCCAUCAAGGUUUAGAUGAUGAUAUAUUUAAGAAGAUUGCAAAUGAGACCACCUCGAAGGGAGCUUGGGAGAAGUUUCAAAGAUCCGUCAUGGGAGUUGACAAAGUAAAGAAGGUUCGACUCCAAACCCUAAGGGGAGAACUUGAAACACUUUCGAUGAAAGAAAGUAAAUUGAUCCAAGACUACUUUACAAGAGUCUUGGCAGUGACGAAUCAAAUGAAACGGCUUGGAGAAGUCGUGUCAGAUGUUCGAGUGAUAGAAAAGAUAUUUUGCUCUCUCACAAAGAAUGGUGGUUGCAAUCGAAGAGUCGAAGGACUUGGAGGCCAUGACCAUUGA